CAGGUGUGUAAGUUACAUUAGAAACGAUUUACUAGGUCUAUAUACUUACUUAAUUAUUCACGAAUAAAAACGAUGUAAGCUAUAUAUGUGACUUUGAAUUUUUUUGCAAGAAACAAAAAUGGGGACAUAUUAUUAUUUUAGUUGAUUUUAAUGAUCUUUAAUUUUCCUACCAAAUAAAUAAAAUGGCGUCAUUCAUAACAGCUAUUUCGUUGUAUGUUAUGCUAUUUGAUUUGCUGCGAAACGGUGAAUACUUCAGACAGAUACAGUACAUUUCUAGUUUUUUUUGACUGGGUUAGAAGCUCUCAUACCCUUAUUGUAUCCUGUGUCAGGGCUAGAUGAGUAUGUUUGUUAAGUUCGAAACAAUUUCUUAGUAACACAUGCAUUAAAAUCGCUACUCCUGCAGUCACAGUAGAUAUCGGGUGAGGAGUUCAUUUCCGGAGAUUCACAUCAAGUUAUAAUCAGACCGUUUUCGCCAUCUUAAAGAAAGCAAGAAAAGAUAUUUCAGCAGAAUGGCAUGAACUCAUUUUAUUUCAUUUGGUUCUUGCCAGCUGCUCAAAACCUUUUAUAUUCAAAAUUCUUAAUUUAAAAGUUUACACAUUUUAAUGACCAGCCAUGCCAACAAAGGGCAAAACACUGACAGCAUGUUUUCCUUUGGAUUAGUAUCGUCACAAUGUAGUGUGAAAUUCAUGAUUCGUAAGGAAGUCUGCAAGUUAGCAUACAGAAUGAUCACGCGAUGCCAACAGAAUAGCCUAAAAACAUAUCUUUAUGGAAGAUACUCAUUUGUUGGAGUUUCCAGCUUGAAUGUUAUCGUAAAUAGAAUUGAACAGAACAAACAAUCAAGCACCCCUGAUGAGUUUUUGAUACCUUUUGAGCUUGCUAAAUACGAUAUUUUCAGCAAUUCAGAAAGCCAGUCUUUAGAUCGUGCCAUUCAAAGUAUUUGGAAUGAUUAUACCUUGAAACCACUUAGUUUGGAUAUCACCAAUUGUAUACAGUUCUGGGCGUAUGCCUGUGUUACAAAAAGUGACAAUAACAGGGAUGGAAGGGUUAACAAACUUCAAGAUUUGACCUUCGAAAUGUACUUUUCAAAGUUUAAAGUGGAAUGUUUGGUUUUAGAUUAUUUAGUGAAUCUAACGCUAAUCGGUAAACCAUCCUUAGUUUCAUCAUUACUCGUAAAAAGCCUUGAGACACCUAACUUUUGUUUGUCUGAAUGUACUGAGUCUUUAAAUGAUUGUGAUAAAGGAUCCGAUGUACGUUUUGGUUAUCUAAACAUGACUAACUUGGGAAAAAUUUCACUUCAUUUGGCUACGGAUCCAAUCAUUUUAACCUCAUCUCCCGUCGGAAUAUGGAUUUCUGGGGUUAAAGAAGCUUGUGAUUUUCGCAUAUGGAAAGCCUGCUUACACUUUAUUUUGAUCAAUGAGACCCAAAUAAAUAGAUUGGUCAAAAGUGAUUAUUUGGGAUACAUGAAUUCGACAAAAAAUUCACUCAUGUUGCUGGCUGUUUAUCAAUGCGAUUCGAGCCUGCCACGUUUCUAUGAAACUAGUAUAGUAUAUUCAUACGAAACUGAUACUUGUGAUUCUUCAGUGUAUAUAAGGCUACACAGAAAUUCUAAGGAUCCAUUGCAGUUAAAGUUUACUAUUUUGUCAAGUGAUGAAGAUAGUGUAUCUCUUCCAAAAUUCACUUCCGAAAAUUCAGAAUAUUUUACAUGGAAUUUGGUGAAAAAUAUUUCACCUAAAGAAAAUUUGACCAUUUUAAAAGAAUCAGUGAAACAAUUUUGUGACUCUGUUCAUGGUUUGGAAUAUUUUGAUGAUAAGUUUGUUUGUCUAGCGAUUCCUACUUUGUUUUCUGCAAUAUCAAAAAUCUCUGCCCGUUGUUUAUCUGAAAACAAGAACAGUAUGAAAAGUAAUCUGAACUCUCAUCCAUCUAGUGGGGAAUUUAAAAACUUGGAUUUAUCUGAAUCUCAUAUUCUAGAAGCUUCUUUACUAUCUGAAGAGGGUGUUAAAACUUUAUAUCAGAAUUCUGGAGGACGUCAUUGCUAUAGAAUUACUUCAGAACAAUUAGAUGAAGAAUCUUUUCCAAGAGAGCCUCCUAAAAAGUUAAAUGGUUUCAUUAGAAGUGGCGAAUCAUCUGACAAUAAUUUAAAUCAAGAGGAUACUUAUAAUUAUGAUCCGAAUCGUUAUCGGAAUUUUCCUAAUCUUAUUACUUCAUGUGCAUCAGUUUUACCAGUUAAUAGAACUUCAACACCUGACACAGGAUAUACUGUUAAUGUUGGUUCCAAAGCCGUUUUCCCGGGAAUUCAUUCAAGGUGUGAUAUUAUCGAUAUAACAAUGCAUUUUCAUCCUAUCCUCUCCAACCUUCCGAUGAAUCAGUUGGAGCGUCUUGAACAAAUCAUUACUAACAUGUUAAGGAAGAAGAAAAUUGGCUGUUUGGCACCAAAUACUUCAAAAAAUCGUUUGGUACAUGGUGAUAACCAGGAUUGUUUUCACAAGCAUGAUAUAAAACAGGGUAUAAGUAUUGGUGUUAACACAACUUUUGUAUCCAGUAGAACCAAUUUAAAGAAUAAAGAACAGCUAAGCAAUACUCAAAGUUGUGAUAGUAUGAAUAAUCAGGAUGUGCGAUCUUUAGUUUCUAAAAGGAAAUCGUCCUAUCCUAAUGAUAGUUUAAGCAUCGUACAACAUCACAACAAUAAUGUAAAUUAUACAAGACGAGAUGCGUUUACGAAUUCUGGCCCUAUAUUUCAACUCAAAUCAUCGAGCCCGAUGCAUUCAAAAGGCAUAAAGGAGGCAAAUAUACAACAAGUUUUGAAUAAUAGAAUGAGAUGUGAUUCUGCAGCUUCUGCACCUCAUCCAAAUAGCGAUAAUAUUACAAAAAACUUUUUCAAUCAAGAAUUGCGUACAUCGAAUUCGAUUCCUAUUGUUUUUAAUGAAAAAGACGAUUGUAUCAACUAUCGUGUAGAUAGUAAUAAAAAUCCUGGAAACUUCAAUCGGUUGCAGUCUGAUCCAAACAAGAAAGGUGAUAAUCCCUCGUCAUCGGCUACCAUGGUCAAUGGUACUGAAUUAACUGAUAGUAAUUGUAAAAGAGCUGACACUGGUACAUACGUUGAUCCCAGUCAUUCAACGAACCAGCUUAAUGUGAACCAGGAAUUAGCUGUUCCAGAAUCUAUUCAAGAUAUACAUUUAGUGAAAGUGAAGAAGAGAAACGAAAACUUUCUUAAUAGUGGAUGUGUAGGCGACACCGAUCAAAGUAUUUACUUAUCUUCUUUAGUAAAUAAAUAUUUGGGUAACAAAGCUGUUGAUAGCGGAACAGUGGAUACAGAUAGUUCUACAGUAGUCGACUACAGCUUAGCGACACUGGAUUAUAUGAAGCGACAUGGUAUAAUUGAAUGUUGUGGAGAUAAUAAAUGUAAACAAAGUACUGCGCCAGUAGCAAGUAGUACUCCGACCGCUAACCACGAAAAAGCAUUACAUAACUAUACUUGUUUUAACGACCGAAGGGAUGAUUCUGUGUGUACUCCAUUGAGUGACCCGUCAUCUUUCACUCCGUUUGUGUCUAAAGAUCCAAAAUCACCUGACCUUACAACUGGAGAGUCGCUCCCAAAUAUAAUGAAUGAGUUGGGUCUAGAUAAAUUACAAAUGACACAACAUGCUGAAAUAUGCAACCGUGACACUAAGUAUCUGUCUACCUUGUCUGGUUGUUCAUCAGAAAAAGAUACUUCAAUACAACCAACUUUAACAGUAUCUGAAUACUCACACAUUUUUGAUUAUGAGCCCAACGUUAUAAACGGUCCAAUUCUCGACUUGGAACGAUUACGAUCGCUUCCCAAACUCCUGUGACCCUCGUUGUGUACGAAGUGUACUUUGAAAUAAAUUUAAAACUUAAGAUGCUUGUGAUGGGUGUUACAAAAUGAUGUAUUUUGUAUUUUAAUUUAUCAUUUUUAUAAAUAAUAUUUUACAAAUAAUAUCUUAGAUGGUGGUGCGUGUUUCCAUAAUAAUGAUUAUGAAUUCAAUACAUAUCUUCAUCAUCAUUGU
This is a messenger RNA of Schistosoma rodhaini, 4025 nucleotides long. The record is from the annotation of a GenBank genome assembly. NCBI's taxonomy places the organism in Eukaryota, Metazoa, Platyhelminthes, Trematoda, Strigeidida, Schistosomatidae.